UUCUGACGGGAUGAAGUCAUGGGCAGAUGGGCAGUGGCUGGGAGCCUUUGGGGAAAAGGAGUUGAAGGCAGUUCUUUCUCGUAGUUUGGAGCUUGCUGGCUCUGCGAACCCAGUGGAUAUACUUGUGCUGUAAUUUACAAUAGUGCUUUCUUCGAAAGGAGGGAAUCGUUUUGGUGGGCUGGAGGCAGCUGGAAAAAUCGGUGCCCGUCUUGUUUUAUGUGCUGCGACUCAAAGGCUCUUCUGCUUUAUUCACCCUUAAUAUACACGGAAGAGUGUCUAAAGUGAAUCUCUAUCAGAAAGACAAAGAUCUGAAAGAAGUUUUGGUUUUGUACUACAUUCAAGGUGUAGUUCGACACGUAUUGUGAUACUUGCAUAGUGGCAAAACUAAUACAGUUUUUACUCAAUAGAAAUAUCCGAAAGUUCAGCAUUGAAAUAUAUGUUGCAAAUUGAGAGUUUAAACUGUAUUGAUUAAAAGUGAAUCCGAGUGAUUUGUUGUGGAACUGAAGUUGCAGUAUGAAUUGGACAAAACUUUGAGUAUUUAGGCUUGAAAGUUGCCAAAUGGCUGCUUUGUGCCAAGUACUCCUCUGUUUAGAUGACAAGUGAAGCAGUUCAGAUAGCCUCAAUGCAGACACCUGAAAAAGAUUCCAUGUGUCCAGGCAACGAUACUGGAGCCUGCUGCCAGAAAAAAAGGAAAUAUCAAAAUAAAGCAGAUGUUGUGUCCUGUACUGUUAUCUCAAGGUUUUGCAAGUCAUUCUGUUAUGUGCUUCUUGGCAGCAGGAAUGUAAACUAAUUCUUACAGCACUGAACUAGAACCUUGACAAGGUUACAGUUACAGAUUCAAUAUUGCAUAAACAUGGGUGCAUUUUUGGAUAAACCAAAAACUGAGAAACAUAACGCUCAUGGUGCAGGGAAUGGCUUGCGUUACGGCCUCAGCAGUAUGCAGGGAUGGAGAGUGGAAAUGGAAGAUGCUCACACAGCUGUUGUAGGUAUUCCCCAUGGCUUAGAGGACUGGUCCUUUUUUGCUGUCUAUGAUGGUCACGCGGGAUCUCGUGUUGCAAAUUAUUGCUCCACGCACUUAUUAGAACACAUCACUAACAAUGAAGACUUUAGGGCGACAGAAAAACCUGGAUCUGCUCUUGAACCUUCAGUGGAAAAUGUCAAGAGUGGAAUCAGAACUGGCUUUUUGAAAAUUGAUGAGUAUAUGCGCAAUUUCUCAGACCUCAGAAAUGGGAUGGACAGAAGUGGCUCAACAGCAGUGGGAGUUAUGAUUUCACCUGAGCAUGUAUACUUUAUCAAUUGUGGUGAUUCACGUGCUGUUCUCUAUAGGAAUGGACAAGUCUGUUUUUCAACACAGGAUCACAAACCUUGCAACCCGAGGGAGAAAGAGCGAAUCCAGAAUGCAGGAGGCAGUGUAAUGAUUCAGCGUGUUAAUGGUUCAUUGGCAGUUUCUCGAGCUCUGGGGGACUAUGACUACAAAUGUGUUGAUGGUAAAGGCCCUACAGAACAACUUGUUUCUCCAGAGCCUGAGGUGUGUGAAAUUUUAAGGGCAGAAGAAGAUGAGUUUAUCAUCUUGGCUUGUGAUGGAAUCUGGGAUGUAAUGAGCAAUGAAGAGCUCUGUGAAUUUGUAAAGUCUAGACUUGAAGUAUCAGAUGACCUGGAAAAAGUGUGCAAUUGGGUAGUGGACACUUGUUUACAUAAGGGGAGUCGUGAUAACAUGAGUAUCGUAUUAGUUUGUUUUUCAAAUGCUCCUAAGGUCUCAGAUGAGGCAGUGAAAAAAGAUGCCGAGUUGGAUAAGUACUUGGAAUCACGGGUUGAAGAAAUUAUGGAAAAAUCGGGUGAAGAAGGAAUGCCUGAUCUUGCUCAUGUUAUUCGUAUUUUAACUGCGGAGAAUAUCCCUAAUUUACCACCAGGAGGUGGUUUAGCUGGCAAGCGUAAUAUUAUUGAAGCUGUGUAUAGUAGGCUGAAUCCACACAGGGAGAAUGAGGGGGGUGCUGGAGAUCUAGAAGAUCCGUGGUAGCCUUACAAAUCUACUAAAAUGCUUUUGAUUCUGAAAGGGGGAAAAAAACUUUUAAAUCUGAUUUCUUCAAUACAAGGGAAAAAUUCUGGUGGAUUUCCAACAUUUUGUGAAAUGGGCAGAAAAAUAUUAGAAUUUUCCAUCAUUUGUUCAUUUUUGUGUUUUCUGAUAUUGCCACUCUUAGCAUUGCCUGUACUACAGUAUUUUUACCAGCCUCAGGCAUACUGAUUACAUCUGUAAUGAACUUUGGCCCUAAAAAGGAAGGAAGGAAGGAGUCUCUCAGCAGACCAGUCGGUGUAUGUACCUGAGGUGCAUGGGAUUGUAGGUGUACUCUGAAGAUACACUUUGGCCAAAUGAAACGUGCAACACACAAGCAUGAGAGAGUACAAGUAAUUGUUUGAGACAUUACUUAUUUCACUUUACCGAGUUGGAAGGCUUUGCAGCUCUGUGGCUUGGAAGUAAUUUUAAUUGGGCAAUACGCUAUCAGAUGUGUAUUUUAUUUCCUUUUUUUUUUUUUUUUUUAAAUUUUCCAAUUUUACCUGUAUUACCAGACCGUUGGGUUUCCCUGCGGUGUCCAAAUUGUGAUACAUUGCCUACUGCUUGCUUGAAGAUAAGUGUAUUUGGCAAUAAUAUAUGAAGAUUCUAGGCAUCUAAAACCAGUAAGAAUUUUACGCAUGUGUACAACACACCCUUAAACUCUUGCUAGAGAAAAUCUUUUAAAAAAAACCAAACUGGUGAAUUUAUAGUUAGUAGUGACUUGCUUUGACAUCUCUCACAGCUGCAGGUUUUUUUAAAAAUGCUGAAAAUUUGCCUUUAUUAUAAUGUAAAUUGUGAUUAUUUUUUUGUUCUAUAUGUGGUUUUCUAUAGUUUUUUUGAUUUUUUUCAGCUUAAGAUACAGAAGUCUUGUGUAAUAUGGGUAUAAUUUUUAAUUGUUUGCAUUAUUUUCAAAGUUCAAAUUAUCACUUUGAGAUUACUAUAAAUACACUUAAAAUUAUCUAUUUUAAAUUAAGAAAAUAUUAGAGAUAUUUUCAUGGGUUCGAUGACCUUUCAUUUUAUAAGCAAUGGGCAUGGUACAGAGUGGCUGUCAUGUAAGGUACUUGAAGAUUCUUAGUUUAAUUCUAUUUUUGCAAUAACCUUGACUUUUUUUCUGACUUCUUUGAGUUGUGCAUGUAAUGAGUCCAGUAAAUGCUGAAAAUGGGGAAGAGUAAAGUAUUUAUCUAAAAUAAAAGCUAUUGGGGAGGGGAAACAAUGAAUGUAUCCAUCUGUACAUGAUUUACAUGCUGUGGAUGCCUUGUAAACAUUUUCCUAUUUGUUUAAACUGUGUUUCAGCGAGGAUGUAAUUGCCCUUGUGUGUAGUUUUAAGCUAAUGACAGUCAUCAACUGGUUUUGUGUGAAAUGAAAUUCAUGGUAUUUUUCUGUAACUUUAUCCCCAUGGUGAGUCUGUAAAAACCACACACUCUUUCAUACUGGUGCCGAAGGCCAGCUUUCCCAGUCAUUUUGAUUCACUGUGUAUCUGAUUUUUUUUUUUUUUUUUUUUUUUUUUGGUCUAGAGAGGAUUAUUGCCACAAUAUAUUUUAUUUAUUCAUUAGAUUUUAGCCUUGUAAGUUAAAGUGUUUUAAAUGAUGAUGUUAACAGGUAUUUGUCCCUUUACUGGUUUUUUUGGGGUUGUUAAAAGAUAGGGAAUGAAGAAUGCAAAAUGGUUUAUUGUUCAGACUGUCCGCUCUGGUCCAACCCUGUACUGAUAGUACCUUCCCAGUAUGAUAUUGUGAUGUUUCAUACAAUACAGUGAACAUAACCAACUUGUUAUCUUCAAUAAAGGAUUGCUAAAACAGUGUGA
Chiroxiphia lanceolata (lance-tailed manakin) is the source of this 3851-nucleotide messenger RNA. It is a transcript of the gene PPM1B, whose product is annotated as protein phosphatase, Mg2+/Mn2+ dependent 1B. Gene Ontology annotation, biological process: positive regulation of canonical NF-kappaB signal transduction; negative regulation of canonical NF-kappaB signal transduction; protein dephosphorylation. Lineage: Eukaryota; Metazoa; Chordata; Aves; Passeriformes; Pipridae. The transcript has 9 exons. Gene Ontology annotation, cellular component: cytosol; nucleus. Gene Ontology annotation, molecular function: manganese ion binding; magnesium ion binding; protein serine/threonine phosphatase activity. Bases 854 to 2017 code for a protein of 387 amino acids. The record is from RefSeq and is a predicted model, not a curated record.